AUGGGGUUUCUCCUACACCCACGCCCAUUACUUCUCAUCGCGAUAUUUUUAUUCAUUGCGCUCGCUCUCUGCGGCCCAGUACCUCAAGGAACAGUUUGGGUAACGGAAACGUUAACAAGCACUGUCGGAGCGCUGGCGCCAACCUCUACCCCCGCUGCCGAUGUCACGACGUGCGUUGGAAUCAAAGGCAGGGAGACGACGGCCCUUGGAGUAAAGCUUAGGUUUCGGACCGAACCUUCUGGUCGCGGAACUAUUGGAAUCCUUGUCAGUUGUUCGGCCACUUAUAUCUUCUGCGUCUGGACCACUGUGGCUCCGGCUGUCAAUGAAACAGGGAAGAAAAGGCUCCGCAUAUGGUACAAGCUAGUCUUGACUUCUAUAGCCAUCAUAGUCCCAGCAGGUGUCAUGAUAUACGCGUUGGACGAACAUCGCCAGGCCAGCGAUCUGGUAGCUGCAUGGGCAAAGUACCUCGGGCCCGACCCGCCGAAAGAGGAGCCUGCCCAGGGCGGUGUCCUGGCCAAGAUAGCUGCAUGGGUAGAGCACCUCAAGAAUGGUUUCCUGGCCAUGGGAGCGCGCGUAGUUUCAUGGGCAAAGAACCCCGACUCGCUAUGGCGCAAGAAGCGCGACACGAGCUCGCAAGAGCAAGAGAUCGAGAAGAAGGGCGACUUCGUUCCGCUAGACAUCGGCGCUGCCUUUUUCGUCCUGAUGGGAGGAUUUAGGGUAGAGAACAACCGCCCGGAAGACUACAAGGAGAAGACGAAGAUAAGGUCACCAAAGAAGUUGGCCAUGGGCGGACAAGAUGUCUAUGAUCGCCCGAUACUCACCGCACACGGUUUCGUGGAAUAUAUCAAGGCCAACUAUAUCACCCCGAAAACCUUCAACCAGGCAGAUGUGCUAGACAAGGGGAAGGGGAGUAACAUUGCAAAGAUAUUUGCAGGUCUACAGGCACUUUGGCUUAUUUUGCAGUCGUUGGCGCGGUGGGCGGACAAUUUACCCUUGACACUUCUUGAGAUACACGUUCUCAUACAAAUCGUCUGUACAUCAGUGAUCUACUUUUACUGGUUCAGGAAGCCUUUGGACGUUGGUGUGCCCACUACGAUCCAUCUGUCAAAUCCUGAACGUCGACCCUUGAAUGCAGCUCAAAAGAAAGCCAAAGAGGACACCGUCAAAGCCAAAGUCGAAGCUGACGCCGCCAAAGCCGCCAAAGCCGCCGAAGCCGAAGCUGACGCCGCCGCCAAAGCCGCCAAAGCCGAAGCUGACGCCGCCGCCAAAGCCGCCAAAGCCAAAUCCAAAGCCAAAUCCAAAGCCAAAGUUCCAAAAGACAACGCUGAAGCCGAACUAGCGCAAGCUCAGGCUCAACCUCAGGCUCAUGCUCAGACGCAAGCUCAAACUGGAGCCCAAACAUCUUCUCAAAGAUAUUCUCGCGGAUUCGAAACCCCCGAACCCUCUAGGCCUGAGAGUACCACCAGUCGUGCCGCUUCCCCUUCCUAUGCGGGCUCAACGGUAUACGGCGGCGCCAGCCGUGGCGGUUCCCCUGUGCCCGGGAUGAGUAAUAAUCUACCCGCGAGGAGUAAUACUGUGACCAGUCAUGGAACCACCCUCAAUAAUUAUAAUCGAGAUACCGAUGUCAUAAGCGCUAUCGAUCCUAACGCGGAGGGCGCUGGCGGAUCCGUGGCAGACUCUGGCAACCCCAAGGGAGACACUGUUAUCAAACGUGAGCACCUUGCCGAUAGGAAUAGUUUGUACAAAGAAGCGAUCCUGCUACCGCUCAAGACUGCGGAACAAGUUCAAACAACAUGGGCUCCAGUCACAGCAAAAGCUUUUCUUGAUGUUGUCGCCCACGUUCGGCCCAUUUACAAUGAUGAGAAGAAACCUGAUAAUAAAGCUCAAACUGAACAUGUUCAACAUCAACAUCAGGGUCAAGAUAAAAAUCAUAAUCCAGAAGAACCUACCCCCUCUUGCAAUUGGAAAAAGUUAAACCUGUCCUCCGAGGUCGCAUUCACCGCAAGGAUGGUCAUCAUACAGGGGUUCCUCGUUGUCCUCGUUUCUUCACUUCAUCUAGGUGCCUGGUUCACUCAAUUUCCGACCACUCUUGAGAUGUGGUUCUGGCGGGCCUCGUGUUUCGGUAUGAUUGGAUUCCCAACAUGGAUCGUUGCGGUUAUCUGUUUCAGCGACUACGACAAGGACAUGUUCGAUAUUCUAUGGCGCACUCAUCUCCGCGAUCCAGCCGAAACAGCUGCCGCACCAACCAGCUCCAAAAACGUUUUGUCGUUCGCUCUCAGAGAGAUCCACGACGCCAUUAGAAUACACAGUUUCGAUAAAAAAGACAGAAUCAAGUAUGAUAAUACAGAUCCUGCCAGCAAAAAAGAUGUUCUUUCCGGAUUGAACCCACGUAAAGUAAAGAUGGUACAGCAUUAUAUCAUGCUCUAUAGCUGCGUUAUUUCAGCAAUUAUCUAUGUCAUUGCUUCUUUGUUCAUCACGGUGGAGUCCUUCAUCUCCCUGCGGUGGCUUAGCGAUAAAGAUUUCAUGUCGCCACAGUGGAGUAAUUUCGUUCCUCACCUCUGA
Morchella sextelata is the source of this 2562-nucleotide messenger RNA. RefSeq lists its product as uncharacterized. The transcript has 2 exons. The record is from RefSeq and is a predicted model, not a curated record. Bases 1 to 2562 code for a protein of 853 amino acids. NCBI's taxonomy places the organism in Eukaryota, Fungi, Ascomycota, Pezizomycetes, Pezizales, Morchellaceae.